Messenger RNA from Drosophila erecta, 613 nucleotides. RefSeq names its product cuticle protein AM1239 (gene Cpr49Ad). The coding region runs from base 51 to 551 and encodes 166 amino acids. Gene Ontology annotation, molecular function: structural constituent of chitin-based larval cuticle. Lineage: Eukaryota; Metazoa; Arthropoda; Insecta; Diptera; Drosophilidae. The record is from RefSeq and is a predicted model, not a curated record. Gene Ontology annotation, cellular component: chitin-based extracellular matrix. The transcript is spliced from 3 exons.
CUGUUACAGUUCUGUCGGACGGAUCAUCGUUGAAAGUUGCCAAAUUCGAAAUGUCUUUGAAGCUGAUCUCCUGCCUUUUUGUGCUCACCCUGGCUGCCAUCGCCUGCAAGGGGCAGCCCCAAUACAAUCCCUACCUGCGCAACCCCUACUACAGGGAUCUGUACUACAGGAAUCGGGAUCUCUACAAUCUUCGCCGUUUCUACGAUGGCUUCUAUAGGAAGUACAAUCCCUACAUCGCCGCUGCACAGGCUAGGAUUGUGGAGCAAAACAAUGAUGUGAACUACGGAACGGGUUCCUAUUCCUACAACUAUGAGACGGAGAAUGGCAUCCAUGGCGAGGAGCGAGGAGUGCCAGUGAGCAUUGGCAACCAGCAGCAGGAGGAGCAAGUGGAGGGUGCCUACUCUUUCAUCACUCCUGAGGGUCUCCGAGUGGGAGUCAAGUACGUGGCUGAUGCCAAUGGCUUCCGUCCCGUGAUCACCUAUGAUGGUGUGAACUCCGCUUUUUAUGCCGGUCAGCCAGCGCCAGCCAAUGUGGUCUAUAAGAAACACUAACUAACCUAAUAAAUUUUGUGUGUUCAACCAUCCUAAAUUAAAUUAUCCAAAAUUUCGAGAAA